Messenger RNA from Rosa rugosa (rugosa rose), 2053 nucleotides. Its product is annotated as protein trichome birefringence-like 23. The transcript has 3 exons. Gene Ontology annotation, cellular component: Golgi apparatus. Lineage: Eukaryota; Viridiplantae; Streptophyta; Magnoliopsida; Rosales; Rosaceae. The record is from RefSeq and is a predicted model, not a curated record. Bases 255 to 1586 code for a protein of 443 amino acids. Gene Ontology annotation, molecular function: O-acetyltransferase activity.
AAACCACAAACAACACACCUACACAAAAGAACCCCUUCUUUCUUAGGCUCAAUCUCACAUCUCAAAUCUCUAUACUUUUAAUCCCAACAUAAAAAAUUAUUGGUCUUUGAGUGAUAAUCUGGGUUUUGAGUGAGACCCACAUUGAGUCAUCAGCUAAAGUGAUAGAUAGCAGCAAAUAGCUUCAAAGAUCUGAGCUUUACUUUUUAUCUCUGAGUCUCUGUCCGUGUGAGUGAGCUAAGAAAGUGAGGAAGACAAUGGUGAUGAACUACAAGCACAAGCGGUGGAUAGUCAAGUCUGCAAUUGCAAUCUUGUUAAUGGGUCUUGUCUUUUGUCUCUUUCUCUCUGAUUCCACAGAGUAUGAACCUGGAUUACAACAACAACCCCAUUUUCCUGAGAAGAGUCUGGAUUCAGGGCAACCAAUCUCAGUCCCUGAAGAUGAAGAUCAGGAUGAGAUUCCUUUACCCAAGAAAGCUGUGUCUUCAGAGCCACCAAUUUCUGGGGAAGAAGAUCGGGAUCGGAUUAAGCCUCCCAAUAAAGGAAAAUGUAAUCUUUUCGUUGGGGAUUGGAUUCCAAAUACUUCUGGUCCAAUUUACAAUGAGAGCUGCCCCUCAAUUGAAAGUCCCCAGAAUUGUAUGAAGAAUGGGCGGCCUGAUACAGGGUUUCUGUACUGGAAGUGGAGUCCACGAGAUUGUUCAAUACCAAAGUUUGAGCCAGAGAAGUUUAUUGAAAUGAUGAGGAAUAAGCAUUGGGCAUUGAUUGGUGAUUCCAUUACUCGUAACCAUGUUCAGUCGUUGCUGUGCAUGCUCUCCACGGUUGAACGACCCAUUCAAGUAUACCAUGACAAGGAGUAUAGGUCCAGAAGAUGGCACUUCCCCUCUUACAAGUUUACCACCUCAGUUAUUUGGUCCCCUUUCCUUGUAAAAGCGGCUAUCUAUGAAGACCAGAAUGGUGUUUCAACACAUGAAGUUGAGCUUCAUCUUGACAAGCUUGAUGAUAAAUGGAUAGAUCAAUUCCAAAAUUUUGAUUACAUGAUCAUUUCAACUGGGAAAUGGUUUCUCAAAUCUGCAAUCUACUAUGAGAACAAUGAAGCGUUGGGAUGCCAUUACUGUUCUCAAAGGAAUCUGACAGAGCUGGGAUUUGAUUUUGCUUAUCGCAAAACCCUGAGAUAUGUGAUGAACACUUUAGUUGCAUCUAAUCACAAGGGGAUGAUCUUUUUCAGAACAUCCACACCUGAUCACUUUGAGAAUGGGGAGUGGAAUACUGGGGGAACUUGCACGAAAACAGCCCCAGUUAAAGAAGGUGAGAUGGAAUUGAAGGAGGUACAAAAGAUUCUGCGUGAGAUUGAAUUAGAGGAGUUUGAGAAGGCAGCUACAAAAGCUUCUAGAAACGGGGUGAAUCUCAAACUCCUUGACAUGGUCUCACUUUCUUUGAUGAGGCCUGAUGGUCAUCCUGGUCCAUACAGACAGUAUCAUCCAUUCGAACAUAGCAAAUACGCUAAGGUUCAGACUGAUUGUUUGCAUUGGUGCUUACCAGGACCUAUAGACUCUUGGAAUGAUAUACUAAUGGAAAUGGUGGUAAAUGGCUAAAAUCAGGCCAGUUCUAUGCCUGCAUUCGUUAUUUCCCUUUUACAUCAUGGAAGCCUAUGCUGGGAUUCUGGUAAUGUUUCUUGCAGAAGUUUGUGAUAGUCAUAAAUUCCAUACUCCCCUGUGUAUACUACAAUUAUUCACUCUCCUCCCGACAAACAGGUAAUCUUUCCCAGCUGCAUCUUUACUGGUGUGAACUGGCCUGUCAUUGAGUUUCAUAUCUAGGCACAAAGAAUAGUAUACUGCAAAAAGAUUCAUGAUGUUGUAUUAACUGUAAUCUCUAUUGUGAGAGCUCACAGUUCUAGUGCCAAAGCACUUACCUGAACACCGACGAAGAAUUUUUCAACUCUUGUACUCCCUCUUCUCUAGGUUUUAUUAGGCCUGUUUUGAAAACCGGAAAAUUGUAAUCUCUGUCAUUCUUAUAUAUGAUGUAGACUUUGAAUUGUUGUAUUCCUUAAUCAGUUCCUCUA